UCUCGUGAACAUCUUUUUCCUCCUACAUUCAUGUUACCAGGUGAAACUAUCCCGUGCAUCGAAAAACGCACCGGGGAGGGCGCUGAUGAAGAGUGCGCUAUGAUGCAGGAGGAAGAAUGGGAAGUGCUUCAGGUGUGUUCCAAUGAAAUGUAUGGGAUUAAGAGCUGAUUGCUGAACGAGCAGUCAAUCUACCCAGACGUGUGUGUAUCCAAUGAUGUUGGUCCCUCGGGACGUACGAUCAAGCUCGAGAUCCCAAUAGCGCUCUCACCCGCACGAACCGUCACCAUACCCGAUGCACCUCACUCCCACGCUACGAGCCCGCUUACUGCACUUCCGCCUUUCCUGCUUGCAUUGAUUCUUCCACCCCAGUACCCAUUACAUGCACCACCGUGUAUCACGGCGCUGACGAGUACACAUGCAUGGUUUCCCACCAGCAAGAUCCGCGACCUGCACACGCUCCUCGCUAGUAUGUGGACGCGUGAAGGCGUUCUGUACGCCUGGGUAGCAUUCCUCAGUGGAGACGAGUUCUUGGACUCGUUGAGUCUCUCUUCUAAAAGCCACAUCACCAUCGUAAACCACUCCCCUUCGACACUGCUGCCGCUCCUCGAGUCCUAUGACGCGCACACCCAAAAUGCCGCAUUCGCUGAAACAUCCUAUCCCUGCGCAAUCUGUCUCUCUCCAUAUAAAGGAAGGCAUUGCGUCCGACUUGCGUGCGCUCAUGUAUUCUGCCGCUCGUGUCUGACAGAUUUCUGGGGUUCGUGUAUUAUGGAGGGAGAUAUCGGUCGCGUCGGGUGUCCUGAUCCUGGCUGCGUGAAAGCAGGACACGAGGCUGGCGAGGAGGAUGUGAUUAGAGUUGUUGGUGAGGAAGAAGUGAGAAGGUGGAAGUGGCUUAGAACGAAAAGGGCGUUAGAACGAGAUCCUGGGAUGGUGCACUGUCCUGUAGCGUUCUGCCAGACGCCUGUGCCGAGUCCAGAGGUGGAUGAUGAUGAUAGUGGGUGGGCGCGGCUACGUACGUGCCCGACAUGCGAGUAUGCAUUUUGCGCGUUUUGUAGGAGAACAUGGCAUGGGCCGAUCAGUGCGUGUCCGUUACGAGUGACGGAGAGUUUCGUGGAGGAGUACUUGGGGCUACCAGAAGGAGAUGCUAGGCGAGCACAGAUUGAAAGACGGUGGGGUAGAGGUAAUGUGAAGAGGUUGGUUGCCAAGUACGAGGAGGAGAGGAUGAACCGGGAAUGGAUGGAUAAUUGUACUAUGGGAUGUCCUGGAUGCGGUGUUCACGUGGAGAAGAGUGUGGGGUGUAAUCAUAUGACUUGUGCCAAGUGCAAACAACAUUUUUGUUACUUGUGCGGUGAAAAGUUACCACCUUCUGAACCAUACAAGCAUUUCAACACUCCUGGCAAGAAAUGUUUCUCAAAGUUAUUUGAAGAAGAUUUAUUUGAUUGGGUAGUGUAGUCUAGACUACGUUGGUAGACUAUGAUUAGUCUAGUCGACGUUGGUCU
Messenger RNA from Suillus paluster, 1496 nucleotides. RefSeq lists its product as uncharacterized. The coding region runs from base 469 to 1449 and encodes 326 amino acids. Gene Ontology annotation, biological process: positive regulation of proteasomal ubiquitin-dependent protein catabolic process; protein polyubiquitination; ubiquitin-dependent protein catabolic process. NCBI's taxonomy places the organism in Eukaryota, Fungi, Basidiomycota, Agaricomycetes, Boletales, Suillaceae. Gene Ontology annotation, cellular component: cytoplasm; ubiquitin ligase complex. Gene Ontology annotation, molecular function: ubiquitin protein ligase activity; zinc ion binding; ubiquitin conjugating enzyme binding. The transcript has 2 exons. The record is from RefSeq and is a predicted model, not a curated record.